This is a messenger RNA of Topomyia yanbarensis, 446 nucleotides long. Its product is annotated as COP9 signalosome complex subunit 9. The transcript has 3 exons. The record is from RefSeq and is a predicted model, not a curated record. Gene Ontology annotation, biological process: negative regulation of protein neddylation. NCBI's taxonomy places the organism in Eukaryota, Metazoa, Arthropoda, Insecta, Diptera, Culicidae. Bases 214 to 399 code for a protein of 61 amino acids.
GACCCAUCAGCUGUCAAAAGUGCGUAUGUUCUUGGACAAAAACAAACUUUUUACAUCGGAUGGUUACUGUUCGUCGUAGCUUCGGAAGAAAAUAAAAAUAGUAAAUUUUCUCGUUCAGCACGUGUAAUCAAAACCCGGUUCAAAAUUGAGAAUAACAAAGGCAAACCGAGUGCGGGAAAAUCUUCCAAGGGCAAACAGCAGCAGGUCAGCGCUAUGAAGCCUACCAUCGUGGCGGACGAGAUGUUCCCGGAAGGACCGGGCCCUUUCAUGGACCUGGAAGAGGCCGGGGGAUCAACUGGAUUGCUGAUGGAUUUAGCUGCCAAUGAAAAGGAUGUUCAUGCAGAUUUCUAUAAUGAUUUUGAUGAUCUGUUCGACGAAGAUGAGGAAAAUUUAGUUUAAAGUGAGAUUAUGGGAGUAAAUCUAAUAAACUACGUUAUCCUUUACUA